GCGUCACGCACUCCAUGGUAACGACGCUCGGCCCGAAGAUGGCGGCCGGGCGGAGCGCACCUCCCGGCUCCUCAGGCCCGGGCCGGGGACGACGGGGCGGCCCUCUGUGGGUCCGAGGCGUCCUGCUGCUGUUGGGCGGGCUUCCGGCGAGCACCACCUCUGUCCCGGUGGUCUCCUUGGGCAGCCCCCCUCCCUGCCGGCAUCACGUCCCCUCUGACGCCGAGGUCAUAAAUAAGGUCCAUCUUAAGACAAAUCAUGUUGUGAAGAGAGAUACUGAUGAGCAUUUAAGAAUCAAAACUGUGUAUGAUAAAAGUAUUGAAGAGUUGCUCCCUGAGAAAAGAAAUCUUGUAAAGAAUAAACUUUUCCCACAAGCUAUUUCUUAUCUAGAGAAGACUUUUCAGGUUCGCAGACCCGCUGGCACUAUUUUACUUAGCAGACAAUGUGCAACGAAUCAGUAUCUGCGGAAGGAGAACGACCCUCACCGGUACUGCACUGGCGAGUGUGCCGUGCACACCAGGUGCGGCCCUGUGAUAGUGCCCGAGGAGCAUCUCCAGAAGUGCAGGAUCUGCCGUGGGGGUAAGUGUGCCCACGAAGCAGUGGGUGUGCAAGAGCAUGAAGGCAUCAAGGAUGCAGACUUUGUUCUUUACGUUGGUGCCCUGGCCACUGAGAGGUGCAGCCAUGAAAACAUCAUCUCCUAUGCAGCCUACUGUCAGCAGGAAGCCACAAUGGACAGGCCAAUAGCAGGAUAUGCUAACCUGUGUCCAAAUAUGAUCUCUACCCAGCCUCAGGAGUUUGUUGGGAUGCUGUCCACAGUGAAACAUGAGAUUAUUCAUGCCCUGGGUUUCUCUGCUGGGCUGUUUGCAUUCUACCAUGAUAAGGAUGGAAACCCUCUAACUUCAAGGUUUGCAGAUGGUCUCCCACCUUUCAAUUACAGUCUUGGAUUGUAUCAAUGGAGUGAUAAAGUAGUUCGAAAAGUGGAGAGGUUGUGGCAUGUUCGAGAUAAUAAAGUAGUUCGUCACACUGUGUAUCUUCUGGUGACACCUCGUGUUGUUGAUGAAGCACGAAGACAUUUUAACUGUCCAGGUCUUGAGGGAAUGGAGCUUGAAAAUCAAGGUGGUAUGGGCACUGAACUCAACCACUGGGAGAAACGGUUACUAGAGAAUGAAGCAAUGACUGGUUCUCACACUCAGAACCGAGUCCUCUCUCGAAUCACUCUGGCACUGAUGGAGGACACUGGCUGGUACACAGCAAAUUACAGCAUGGCCGAGAAGUUAGACUGGGGCCGAGGAAAGGGCUGCGACUUUGUCAAGAAGAGCUGUAAAUUCUGGAUUGAUCAGCAGAGGCAAGAGAGGCAGAUGCUGAGCCCUUACUGCGACACACUGAGGAGCAGCCCACUGCAGUUAACCUGCAGACAGGACCAGAGGGCAGUCGCUGUGUGCAAUCUCCAGAAAUUCCCAAAACCUUUACCACCAGAGUAUCAGUACUUCGAUGAACUCAGUGGAAUUCCUGCAGAAGACUUGCCUUACUAUGGUGGCUCAGUGGAAAUUGCUGACUAUUGUCCUUUCAGUCAGGAAUUCAGUUGGCAUUUAAGUGGUGAAUAUCAACGCAGCUCAGAUUGCAGAGUACUGGAAAAUCAACCAGAAAUUUUUAAAAACUAUGGUGCUGAGAAGUAUGGCCCUCAUUCCGUUUGCCUAAUUCAGAAAUCGGCAUUUGUCAUGGAAAAGUGUGAGAGGAAGCUGAGCUACCCAGACUGGGGGAGUGGAUGCUAUCAGGUGUCUUGUUCUCCUCAAGGGCUGAAGGUUUGGGUCCAGGAUACCUCCUAUCUGUGUAGUCGGGCCAGACAGGUGCUGCCUGUCAGCAUUCAGAUGAACGGCUGGAUUCACAAUGGAGACCUGCUGUGCCCAUCCUGCUGGGACUUCUGUGAGCUGUGUCCCCCUGAAACGGAUCCUCCAGUGGCUAACCUGACCCGAGCCCUACCCCUGGAUCUGUGUUCCCGUUCCUCUAGCCUGGUGGUCACCCUCUGGCUUCUGCUAGGCAAUCUGUUUCCUCUGCUAGCUGGAUUUCUCCUGUGUGUGUGGCACUAGAAACGGAAAGUGAGUUCUCAAGACAGGUGCCUGUGGGGGAAAAAAGCACAAAAUCCUGGUGAGUGACAGCCUGUGCAGAUGGCAUCAGUGGCAUUCCUGACUCCAGCUGGGAGUGUUGACCACAGUUGGAGCG
This is a messenger RNA of Ochotona princeps (American pika), 2217 nucleotides long. It is a transcript of the gene LMLN, whose product is annotated as leishmanolysin like peptidase. Gene Ontology annotation, molecular function: metalloendopeptidase activity. The transcript is spliced from 17 exons. Gene Ontology annotation, cellular component: cytoplasm; membrane. The record is from RefSeq and is a predicted model, not a curated record. NCBI's taxonomy places the organism in Eukaryota, Metazoa, Chordata, Mammalia, Lagomorpha, Ochotonidae. Bases 15 to 2084 code for a protein of 689 amino acids. Gene Ontology annotation, biological process: cell adhesion; proteolysis.